CCUUCUCUCUCCAUCUCUUUGUGUUUCGUUGGUGUUAAAUCUCUUCCAGAUGUUUAAAGUCCCACAGACAGAGACAGAGACGGAGCUAAACCAGGAUGAGGGUCCUCUCUUCACUGCUUUUCUGUGGAGUGUUCCUGGGGUCUGCUCUGGCUCAGUCGGACCAGGACACGCCCCCAGAGGAGGAGGAGCAUGUAGAGCUGUUCACCACACCUACCACCAAAAUGGCCGCCGCCGCCUCGGACUUCGGCUUCAACCUUUUCAGAUCUCUGUGCGCUCAAGAGACCGGCAACGUGUUCCUGUCUCCUCUGAGCGUGUCUGUGGUCCUGAGCCAACUGUCCAUGGGCGGGUCUGCGUACUCUCAGAGGGACCUGACCCGGGCUCUUCGGUACCACACGCUUCAGGACCCGGCUCUCCAUUCCACCCUGAGGUCCCUCCUGAGCUCCAGCACCGCCACAGGGAAGGGACUGAGUACUGCAGCCAGACUGUACCUCAGCCGACGUCUGCGUCUGAAGCAGGAGUUCUUCUCACUGGUGGAACAAACCUAUGGAACCAGACCCAAGGCUCUUCAGGGAGGAAACAAGGACCAGAAGGACAUCAACGAUUGGGUCUCUCAGCAAACGUCACGGAAGGUUCAGAACAUCCUGAGCCAAGCUCUGCCCCGAAACCCCGGGGUCACUGCAGUCACUGCGGCCUAUUUCAAAGGAAAGUGGGUGACCCGUUUUGGGAACUCUGGUUCUAUGGGCCAGUUCCAGGUUGAUGCUUCUACUUCGGUCCAAGUUCCCAUGAUGCAACAGGACAACUACCCGAUAAAGAUGGGCAUCGACUCAGACCUGAGCUGCACGAUCGCAGAGCUCCCCCUGCAGGAUGGGGUCAGCCUCUUCCUCUUCUUGCCAGACACUGUGACCUCUAACCUCACGGCGAUCGAGGAUACGCUGACGGCCGAGUUCGUCCAGGACCUGUCCACGGCGCUGCUGCCCGCCCAUGUCUCAAUGAGCAUGCCCAGUCUAAGGGGAGCCUACAGCAAAGACCUGCUGCCGCUGUUCUCCAGCCUCGGCCUCUCUGAUUGGCUGGCGGACACAGGUUUGGACCAGAUUUCGGCACAGCCCGUCAAACUGAACUCUGUGUUUCAUAAAGUGGUUUUAGACUCCGCCCCCGAAGGUCUCCAGUAUGCUCCUGACCCCGCCCACGCCUCCGCACUGACCUAUCACGUCAACCGGCCCUUCAUCUUCCUCCUCCGAGACCAAUCAACUGGAGCACUGCUGUUCACCGGGCGGGUCACCAACCCCAAACUGCUCUAGUUCUGAACCAGGUCUAAACCAGGACUGAACAAGGACUAAACCAGGACUAAACCAAGACUACACCAGGUUUAAAGCAGAAAUGAACCAGGAUUAAACUAGAACUGAACCCGGACUGAACCAGGACUAAACUAGAACUAAACCAGGACUAAACCAGAACUAAACCAAGACUAAAGCAGGACUGAACUGGGACUAAACUGGGACUGAAUCGACACCAGAUGCUUCACAAUGACAAUGACUAGACUGAGACAAAAUCCUUUUGUGUUUAUUUCACAGAAAAAUGCUAAAGGUUCAGAUUUCAAUAAAAGUCAAAAUGG
Molecule: messenger RNA, 1612 nt
Organism: Periophthalmus magnuspinnatus
Lineage: Eukaryota; Metazoa; Chordata; Actinopteri; Gobiiformes; Gobiidae
Gene: serpinf1
Product: serpin peptidase inhibitor, clade F (alpha-2 antiplasmin, pigment epithelium derived factor), member 1
Exons: 8
Coding region: 96-1298 (400 amino acids)
Biological process (GO): negative regulation of endopeptidase activity; negative regulation of angiogenesis
Molecular function (GO): serine-type endopeptidase inhibitor activity
Source: RefSeq, a predicted model, not a curated record